Fusarium sp. VM40 is the source of this 1038-nucleotide messenger RNA. NCBI's taxonomy places the organism in Eukaryota, Fungi, Ascomycota, Sordariomycetes, Hypocreales, Nectriaceae. The record is from the annotation of a GenBank genome assembly.
AUGACCGUCGUCACACUUCCCGAGCCUUUCGCGAGCAUUCCCCGAGAGAACUUCCUCUUCGGCGCAUCUCCCCUCCAACCCCUCCCCCGCAUAUCCGCCGCUCUCGGCGGCAAAGUCAACGUCUACGCAAAGCGCGAGGACUGCAACUCUGGUCUUGCCUACGGCGGAAACAAGGUCCGGAAGCUUGAGUACCUCGCUGCUGAGGCGCAAGCCCAAGGAUGUGAUACCCUCGUCUCAAUCGGCGGCGUUCAGUCCAACCACACCCGCGCUGUCACAGCCGUCGCUUCAAAGCUCGGCCUCAAGGCUGCGACGGUUCAGGAACACUGGGUCGACUGGGAGGACCCUGGCUAUGAGAAGGUCGGCAACAUCCAGCUCUCGCGACUCAUGGGCGGCGACGUGAGACUUGACCCUUCCACAUUCGGCAUCGAGCACAAGACAACUCUCGCCAAGCUCAAGGACGAGCUCAAGGAGAGCGGUCGCAAGCCCUACUACAUCCCCGCCGGUGCCUCAGACCACCCCCUCGGCGGCCUGGGCUUUGCGCGAUGGGCCUUUGAAGUUGAGGCGCAAGAGAAGGAGCUCGGUAUCUUCUUCGACACCAUCAUCGUGUGCGCCGUGACAGGUUCCACCUUUGCCGGCAUGAUCGCCGGCUUCAAGCUGGCUGAGAAGAACGGCUCCCCCAAGCGCAAGAUCAUUGGCAUCGACGCCUCAGGCAAAGUGCAGCAGACCUUCGACCAAGUGCUGCGAAUCGCCAAGUCCACAGCCGCCAAGAUCGGUCUCUCAGAGGACGACAUCACAGCCGACGACGUGAUCCUCGACCCCAACUAUAACGCCAAGGUGUACGGAAUUCCCGACGAGACCACCAUCGCGGCUAUGAAGUUUGGCGCAGCGACGGAGGCCUUCAUCACGGAUCCUGUGUAUGAGGGUAAAAGUUUGGCGGGCAUGAUGGAUUUGAUCAAGACUGGCAAGAUCGCGAGCGGGAAUGUGCUUUAUGCUCAUCUAGGAGGUCAACUGGCUCUGAAUGCUUAUUCAUCUCUAUGA